Malania oleifera is the source of this 738-nucleotide messenger RNA. Its product is annotated as protein LATERAL ORGAN BOUNDARIES-like. Bases 1 to 738 code for a protein of 245 amino acids. The transcript has 2 exons. NCBI's taxonomy places the organism in Eukaryota, Viridiplantae, Streptophyta, Magnoliopsida, Santalales, Ximeniaceae. The record is from RefSeq and is a predicted model, not a curated record.
AUGGCUUCAUCCAGCUCUUACAACUCUCCCUGUGCUGCCUGCAAGUUCUUGAGGCGAAAAUGCAUGCCAGGCUGCAUUUUCGCCCCCUACUUCCCGCCAGAAGAGCCGCAGAAGUUCGCCAACGUUCACAAGAUCUUCGGGGCGAGCAAUGUCACCAAGCUCCUCAAUGAGCUCCUCCCACACCAGAGGGAGGACGCGGUGAAUUCGCUCGCAUACGAAGCCGAAGCAAGGGUGAGGGAUCCGGUCUACGGUUGCGUCGGUGCAAUCUCCUUCCUCCAGAGGCAGGUGCAGCGCCUCCAAAGGGAGCUCGACGAGGCCAACGCUGAUCUCAUUCGUUAUGCUUGCAACGAGAUCAAUUCGACCGCAUUGCCGCCAGGACCAAGCUCGGCGGCUCGGCAUAGGCCGGAUCAGUUAAACAGAAGAAUGGGCAGCCAAGGAGGAGGCUUCUAUCAACAAGCACCCACUAAUUUUCAUCUCCCUUACGGAACUCCCCCAUGGGAUGAUCACAGCCAAGGAGGAGGAGGAGGAGGAGGAAACAUUGGAGUCAUAAUUGCAAGGUAUAUGAGAAAUUUCCACUCUGCAGAUCCAGCAUGGUUUUAUCUGAUGGAUCCAUACCCAGUCAACAGAAGGCUGCUGCUCUCCUUCAAUAUCUACGGCGCCGGCUGCCCUGCUCCGUCAACAUUUCCGGCUCCACCUGCUUUGCCGGAAAUGUUGACAUUUCCGGCCGCCCAUUGUUGA